Molecule: messenger RNA, 2520 nt
Organism: Patella vulgata (common limpet)
Lineage: Eukaryota; Metazoa; Mollusca; Gastropoda; Patellidae
Exons: 12
Coding region: 77-2203 (708 amino acids)
Source: RefSeq, a predicted model, not a curated record
AUUGAGAGAACUGGUUGCUUGGAGGACACAUACGUAUUAUUAACAGCUAUUUACGCGUGCACGAUCCUGGGGUGCUAUGGCUCACCUUUAUGAUACAGUCAUAUCACUACUAAUUCAACCACCGGAUAAACGCCCGGAUGCAGAAAUAGAACAAAUUCUACCUUGGUUCAGAAAGAAAUCAGAUUCAUUUAAAUAUCUUCAUUCUGAGGUAUUAAAAGAUAUAGUAAAGAAUUGUGAGUUUAUGACAUGUAAAAAAGAUUCUGUGGUUAUUAGACAAGGUGAAAAGGGUGAUUGCUUUUACAUCAUUUUAACGGGUUCGGUAUCCAUUCACAUCAACACAACUUUAUCAGAUGAAGAAUUUAGUCUGGUUAAAAAGAAACAGUUAGACGAGGAAGCAGCUGUAUUAAGGGAUGGGCCAGAAAUUAGACCCAUAGAUAGAACUAAAUAUGGAAACUUCCUUGGUGUGAUAGAGGCUGGUAAAAGUUUUGGUGAAUUGGCUCUUAUCAACAAUGACUGUGUUAGAAACGCCAGUAUUAUAUCAACAGAAGUGUGCGACUUACUAGUUGUACGUAAAGACCUCUAUAAUCGGUCAUUAAGAUCUCAUCAGUCACAAGCUUUUGAGGAGAAACAGAGAUUUGUUAAUUCUCUGCCUUUAUUCCACUCCAUGCCAUUUAGAUAUAAGAACAUGAUGGCUAUGAGUUUAAAGAAAGAUAUAUUUAAAUUUGAAGAUCUGAUAGUAAAACAAGGAACUCCAGUAGAUGGCUUAAUUUUUAUCAUCAGCGGCCAAGUUAAAGUUGUUAUGGAUCCGUCUCAACAUAGAUCUCAAUAUCCAACACAUUUUCCAACACAUGAUAUAGCUGAUCUUGAGAAAGAAAAAGCAAGAGACCUUUUACGAAAAGAGAUGAAUUUAGAAAAGAAAAGGUUUACAGACAAGAAAGUAACAACUUACCAAAAACGUCAAACUAAUCAAGAAAGUAAGAAACAUGGUAAUAAACAUUUAGAGUUGUGUUUGAUGGGAGCUAUUGACAUUAUAGGUGAUUUAGAAAUGGUGCUAGGGUUGCCAACGUAUAGUGAAAGUAUAAUAUGUACGGAACAAGCCACGGUUUUUAUACUAGACCAAAGUAAUUAUGAUCGUCUGCUAGAGAAACGUCACCCCCAUUCCAUGAACAUUAUGAAAGAUAUAGUCCAUAACAAACUGACUUUACACUUCUCACGUUUAAGUGAAGAAACUCUGCCUUUAUUUAGAUUCUUCUUAUACACGUUAGACGAAAAAGAGAAAAAAGAAAAAUUAAAAAACGCUCCGUCGGUUCAGCACGACAAACCAGCUGAAUUCGAACUUAGGUCAGACGGAAUUCAAAAGGGACCUUUAAUUAAUAUGUAUGGACCGGGCAGUGUUUUCUAUCUCAUUCGUAUGCGAGAAAAUAAGCGCCGUACACGAAAAUUACAAUCUCAGAAGUAUUCAAGCUCAAGUAAACUAAACUAUCUACAAGUUACAGAUAACAACACUGCUAGAGGUCCCACAAUUAUCGAAGAGGAAAUGCCGCUCGAGGGAGUUAGUCCCGAACACGAAUCCCAAUAUGCUAUCUCAUUGGCUAGAAAUGGUAUGACGGAUGAAUUCACAGAUUCUAUCCUUGCUGGUGUUGGAGAUAUGUAUGCUCAAGCGGAAGCUGAAUAUGACUGGGCGUGUAGUGAUUCGGCGUUAACCCUAUUAGAAAGGCGUAUACAGGAAUGGCAUAAUGGGUUUAAUGAAGGAACUCGGGCUAAUAAACGAAUGGUUAAAUUACACCGCUAUCAGGUAGAGGAAGAGCAUAAACCUCGACCAGGUAAUAAAGUAGUUAUUAGACCUAGAGAGAAAACAACGGUAGCAUUUACAUCAUAUAGAAAGGAAGACGACGCUCAAACUGAACCUGCUAAUAUUAAACACAGUCCACGUUUGUUAGAUAUUAACCCAUCCACCAUUAAUUCUACGUCAGAUGAUGAACACGAUGCUCAAAAUAAUAACAACCACGACGAAGAAGUUUUCCGAACACCAAAACCAUUACGGCCUAAAACGUGCCCUGGAUUUAGAAAAAGAUUAAAGAAGACGAAAGAAAGUAAACAAUAUACGAAGGAAGAAUACCAGACGCUGAAAGAAGAAUUAAAAAAACGACAGAAAGCUUAUAAGUCAUUUCUACCUAAUCAAAGAAAUGAUUCCAUAUUAUAGUAUUUAUCUAUAUAUAAUAAGAAUACUCAUCUAGAAGAUCAAUACAUAUCUAAUAUACAAUAAAGGACAACUUUACGACAAAAUAUAGUACAGCGCAGUGUCAGCACUAAACCUAAUUUGGACUUUCCAUUCCUGUAUUGAGAUCUAUCAGCUUUGAUUUCUAUGGAUUUGUAUGUACAUGUACAAAAAAUCGUUCUGAAAGUUAAUCAAUUAGUUAUGAUUGAUCAGAGUUUAAACAAGUAUUUAUAUUUUGUUCUAUUAUAUUAUUGGCUGUAUUAUACAUAUCUGUUGAAUAUCGAAUAUAUAUUACUUUUUAA